Messenger RNA from Monomorium pharaonis (pharaoh ant), 5223 nucleotides. It is a transcript of the gene Rab3-GAP, whose product is annotated as rab3 GTPase-activating protein non-catalytic subunit. NCBI's taxonomy places the organism in Eukaryota, Metazoa, Arthropoda, Insecta, Hymenoptera, Formicidae. The record is from RefSeq and is a predicted model, not a curated record. The transcript has 19 exons. Gene Ontology annotation, biological process: regulation of GTPase activity. The coding region runs from base 340 to 4647 and encodes 1435 amino acids.
CUGGCCUUUAAGUUGUUAUGUAUGAUAAGAUUAUUCUUACUUUUUAUUAUUACAUCUUGUCAGUUAUUUCUUACAAAUUUUAAUGAUCGAUAACUUCAACCUUUCGAUUUUAUGAAAAGAAAAAGAGUGAAAAAUCUAAUAAUCAUACUUUAUGAUACAUUUGAUUAAUUAAGUGACGAAUUACAAUUUAGAAUAAAUGACAACAUGCUCUAUAUAUAUAAUAUAUAUAUAUAUAAAAUAAUAAACUACAUUUAGUACAUAUUUAUAAAUUAACCUAUUGUAAAUAAAUACGAAAAUUAAGUAAACUUGGAGAAAAAGGUAUCACAUAACCUAAGCGUGAUGGCUUGUCAAAUUAAAGGAAUAGCAAACAUACCAGAUGUGGAUACUGUAAAAAAAUUGCUUUAUAGUGACGCUAUUAGCAAAUUCGAAUAUAUACCAAGUGACGAGUUACCUCUUCGAGACUGUAAUAUAGCGCUAUCAUCGGCUGGUGAUGUUCUUACAAUAGCUUGGAACACAAAAAUGAUUAUAUUUGUUUCGAAAUGGGACUCACAAGAAUUAGACGAGGUAAAGAAUAAAUUUCACGUAACGUGGCAUGGACAAGUAACAGAGGAAGCAAAUGAAUGGGUAACAUCGGUGAUCUGUUUACCUUUGAUAUCCUUGGGAAAAGCUGCAGGUCCAGAUUGGACGUGUAUAGCUGUUGGAUAUAAUACAGGUUUCGUCAGAUUCUAUACCGAAACAGGUGCGUUUCUCUUGGGAGAACAAAUACAUAAUGAAUCGGUUCUAGGAAUAAAGUGUCAGUCGUUUUGCUUACCCAAACAUGUCGGGGACGCUGGUUCUAGUGAAGAGAUAUACGUUUUGUACAACAGUGGUGUUUGUAUAUUACCAGGAUUUUCAUUAUUUUCAACUUUACGUGCUUGUAGAAAUCAUUUGGCUAAAGUUCAAGCGAAUUGCAAUGAUUUACCACCAGUUACAAAUUUGUCGUACAAGAAAUGGACGUUCAAAAAUCAAGACGUUGCGAAUGAUUUAGAAGUGAUUGGUACAACGUCGAUAAAUAGCUUUGAUCAUUUAAUGACAGCUUCGAUAUGCGGUGGAUAUAACGCGACGUACAGAUCUAGUGCGCCGCAACACAAUCUAGUCCUUGCGACGGGAAAACGACCGUUUGUAGGAUUUCAUUAUGCACUGGAAGGUGGUAAUGCACCGGUCCUGUCGGAUGUUGCCAUCGCUAUGGCUAGCAAACUAGCUAACGUUAUUGGUACUGCUGUGCCGUGGUUUCGUGGAAAUUCCAAGAGUGCAACGUCUGAAGCGUCGUCGAAGGGUACUAGCCACGAAUCUAUAGAGACAAUGACGUGUCGAUUUGGUUUGAGCGAUAUUAUGAGAGAAGGCGAUUGCGUUGUUUCCAGUCCAAAUAAAAUGUUUUCGAUAAUAUCGGACGCUAUGGGCAGAGUAAUUCUCUUGAAUAACAAAAAGGGUAUCGCUGUAAGAAUGUGGAAAGGAUAUCGCGAUGCUCAGUGUGGUUGGAUCGAAGUUUCCGAAGAAAGAGAUCGUGAAAUACGUAGGAAUGCUGAUAAAUCUGGACGUAAAACUUUAUUCCGCACCGCUCUUUUUUUAGUCAUUUACGCGCCGAAGAAGGGUGUGAUAGAUAUUUGGAGUAUACAGCAGGGUCCAAAAAUUACUACUUUUACCGCUAGCAAAAAUGGACGAUUACUAUAUAUUAAUUAUGGUUUUCUGGGCACGAAUGAUAAUGCCGUUUUAUCGAGGAAUAAAGCACAACACUCUUGUGUGUUUGUUGAUCCACUUGGAGGAUUAAAAGAGAUUUGUGUUCCAUUUCACUUUGCACUUAAUAGCAAAAACGGAAAACGCGCACGCGACAUACAUCUACUUAGGAAACUUAGAACGUUUCUGAGAGAAGAGGAGUUUAAUGAAGAGAAAUUAAUUUUCGAGAUUACUAACACUUGUCUUGGUUUAGAAACGAAUGAGGUUCGGAUACAAACGUUAGAGGUUUUAAUGAACAGCAAGCAUAUUUUACCAGACGCUUUACUGGCUGCGACGAGUUGUUUUGCAGCAAAACUAGAAGAAAAAGGACAAAGGAAACAAGCGGGAAUGGGAGAAAGGCGACGAGGAAGAAAAGGAGAAGAAGAGCAAAACGAAAAGGAAGAAGAAAAAGAAAGAUUGGAGCCUACCCUCGAGAUGCUUUGUCAAUUGAUAAUGCAAUUACAGCGAAUAGUUAAAUUUUAUAAAUAUGUCGAGUCUCAACUUGAUAUACCACCCGAGUGCGGUAUUACAACGGUUGAUAAUACAACGAGUGCUAAAAGUUUAUCUUCGAUAUUAUUAACUUCGGAAGAAGAAGUAAGCCGUGUUGUUAAAUUGGCUGUGAUAUUGAACAACAUGAUAGAUGGUAACAUUUCAGCAGAAACUAAAGUAAAAUUUAGAGAUGGAAAUGUGUUUUCUGACUUUUUAUCGUGCUUCGAAUUGGACAAAUCGAGAUUGAUUGAGCUACGAAAUGAUGUAAAAGAAGAAAAUGUACAUGAGAUUUCGCGAUUGAUAUAUCAAGGAGUGAUGUCGUCCGAUGAUGUGAAAGAGCAAUGGCAGCGAGCGGCUAAAGAGAGUAACAUUCGACCGUUUAUUUUCAUGAGACUGGCAUUGAUAUAUUGGAUGCACAAGGAAGAAGCUACGUUUUCGGAAAUCAAAUUGAAACGCCUUACGCAGUUGCUGCGUGUUAUUUGUUUGUUAACUGAUGUGGAAGAGAUAAGUGUCGAGUAUAAUGAGGUUUCUUCAUGGUGGAAAAGCGUACGCGCUAUUUUGACGGAAUCUACGAAACCUUUCAACGCAUUUACCGCUGCGUUAGCAUGCAGAGCGACUGCUAUAGCUCUAGAAAAGUAUAAAGAAAAAUUGCAAAAUGAAAAACGAUUUGGUAAUAAUGAAAACCAAGAUGAACAAGAUAUUAAAAAUGGAAAUAAUCCAACUAAAAUAGAUGAAAUGGAGAGUAAACCGACGAAUGAUAUCACACCGGACGAUGAAACGUACAGUUCGAUUAGCGAAUGGGAAAAUGUCAGUAAUGACACCUGUCAAUUCACAUUGUUGAUCGGUAAUCUUGAGGACGUUGCUAUUUUGAAUGCCAUUAUUAGUCAGCGAGUUGUAUCGGACGAGACGACACGAUUUUUUGCCCUGCCAUUUACGAGGAGUGACAUCUGUUUAGCAUCAAUCCUCUCUAGAGGAAGAGGGUCAGUGUCUGAAUUGGUUGCGAAAUGGAUCAGCACAACUGGUAUCAAUCCAGCGCGGUUAAUCGACACGACCGAUGUGGAAUUCGAUCAGUUGCAAUCAUCGAUAGAUAAUUAUUUGCAACCGACCGAUACGCUGAGUGAAGCGACUGCUGUCCAAGUACCUCGACAGGAACGAAUAAAACUUGUUUCUUUAUCAGUAGAAAUCGAAGGCGAAGCAAAAGUCAACGCGACUACGGAAGCGUGCAUUUUAGACAAUAUGACCUUGCUUAAACGCCAUUUUCCGUACAGUUUAACGAGCAGUGUUUUAUUAGCAAAUUUAUGCUGGGAGUUUGCCAUGUCGUGGGAUAAAGAUGUUACUCAGCUUGACUCCCUCGCAACUGCCUUGACAGUUUUGCGACAAAUACCUAUGAAGAAUAUGAGACACGGCGUCUGCUGUCUGUUGUGGACGCUUCAUAUAAAAAAGAGAAUGGAAGCGGUGGCCAAACUGAUGAACAAACUCGGAAAAUUGCCAAAGGAGAGAUUAUGUAUGCAGGACAUUGGUUUAUCUGAUAUUCAAGUGACAAUGUUUUUACAACAUUGUGUUACUUUCUUGGAUAUAUUUCUCGAUGCUGAGAUACUCGAACGAGGAGAUGGUACGAUAAUAAAGUCGGAAGAAUUGUGGGACGGAUGUCUCGGUGGACCGCAAGCGUUUGCCGUGUUAGCUAUCUCCCAGACUCCAGCUUGGUACGACUUGAUUUUGUUACACGUACAAGUGGCUAAUGUCCUAUACAUGAUAGCAUGUCUCAAUUUGAAAAUGUUGAAACCAUUAAAUAAUCUAUUCGAAUCCGUGGUACAGCCCUAUCUCUUUCAAGACAUAACGGACAAAGUGUUGCUGACGUGGUACCGAGACGACAAGAGAGAUAACAUACGUACAGAAUUUUUAUGUAAAAUAAUCACAGCAUCAAUGGAAUUUAUUCAUCGAGAGACCACCGACGGGGUGACAAUUAGUUCGACACAGGCUAUCUCGUGGAUGAGCAAGUGUCAAACGUUAGCAUCUAUCUGGAAAAUUAAUAACGACGAAUUAAGAAUACACCAAACCUGUCAACUGUACAUAAACGGUUUUGAUCGUUUAGCCGAAGAGGUAACUACAGCGGUAACCGAUAUUGAACGCUUGGCUGCGAACUUAUUGCCUAUAGCUGGAAGAAGAAUGAUGUCAUAUCUCUCAAAAACGCCUAAUCUUCUGGAAGAAAUGUCACGAAUGAGUCCAGCGCUUACGAGAUACUUGGAAAGCCUGAAUAUACCUGAAAUAGUGUGUACAAAUUGUUCGAAUGCCGAUACUAUGGAGUUGAUUCGACGAGUAUCUAUGCAUCUAUCUAAGACGCACUGUGAUUAUCAUAUUAUAGUUUUAAUGUUAGACGCAACAUUUAUUUAUGAGGAUAACAACUAACUUCAGAUUUUGUAAACUAAGUCCUGUAAUAUCAUGGAGCAAAAAAUUAAAAAUAGAAAAAUUUUAUCGAGCUGUACGACAGCUGUGUAUUAACAUAAUACGGAGGAGAACACACUUGAAGCCUUUAUUUUCUAUCAAUGAAAAAGUGAUAGUAUUGACGUCUGCACGUGAUGAUACAAAAGUUAAUGAUAAUUGAAUUGCUAAGUCGUAAAUAAUGAAAUUAUUAUGUACUUUUCGAUAUGUAUUAUAGAUUAUUUAAAUCGAAACGGAAUUACGAGCUAUUUCAAGUUGCAAUUACAAUCUCUACACUCUCUGAUUCAAGGACUGCAAUUGGGUACCUAUAACUAUAUAAUACUUAAUUGACGUACUAUUAUAUCACAGGACAUUAGUUGAUCUUGUUCUAAAAUGUAUGUAUACAUAGUUUAUUUGAACAUACGAUAUAUGUAUAAUUUUUUUUAUCUAUGUGGAAAGUCAUUGAGUUUAAAUAUUCCAUAUUUUUCCAUAAAUAUCCCAAUUAUCAUAUGUAAUCAGAUGUAAAAUAUUUCUUUCGGAUAUAUAUUUCGUUAUGAGUAACAA